Messenger RNA from Paramacrobiotus metropolitanus, 516 nucleotides. RefSeq lists its product as uncharacterized. NCBI's taxonomy places the organism in Eukaryota, Metazoa, Tardigrada, Eutardigrada, Parachela, Macrobiotidae. Bases 108 to 473 code for a protein of 121 amino acids. The transcript is spliced from 3 exons. The record is from RefSeq and is a predicted model, not a curated record.
UUACAAGGAGCAAGCUAAAUUUUCCAGAGUAUUUCUAUAUUUUGCUAUGGGAACUCUCGUUUAUAUGUGCCGAUUCCCGCUAAAUAUCAUCCAAAAAGGGGACAAAAAUGGGGCAUUUCAAUGCAUGCUGUAUCAUUUUGCUUCUGAUGUGGGUGACCAAUGUCUAUGCUAUCUGCGCUCUGGAAGGCAUCGAAUGUGCGGACACAAUUGCAUGCUGUGGUGAACUGGUGUGCCACAAAGGAGUCUGUGUUGAUAUGACGAAAGUAACCGGCUCGGUGCGUAAGCCACGUUGCGGUGCAUGCGUCGCUGCUUUCAUUUUUUCCAUGAGAAUGGACGCGGAGCGCCACUACUGCAACCAGCAUCCCAAGGAUGGGAACGCCCUGGACCGGAAGAGUAACUCCCAAAUGAAACAAUACAAGAGCAUUUGCGAAAACUUUGGCUGCAAGUGCACUCCGAAAAAAUGGUUUGCUUAAAAAUCAAGACCGGUAGCACAGAAAAUUAUCAAAUUUUUCUCUU